Molecule: messenger RNA, 1461 nt
Organism: Hydractinia symbiolongicarpus
Lineage: Eukaryota; Metazoa; Cnidaria; Hydrozoa; Anthoathecata; Hydractiniidae
Exons: 5
Coding region: 159-1280 (373 amino acids)
Source: RefSeq, a predicted model, not a curated record
AAUUGUUGAAAGUUGUAAUACCCAAAUAUGCUUUUCGGCAUGAUAUGGUAUACAAAACUCAAUAACCUUGUUAAUAAUUAAUAACUUUGGCAUCUUUGUUCGAUAUUUCUGUACUGGCUUGAGUUAGUUGGGUAGAGAUCUCUUAACAGACAGUCAAGAUGAGGUCCUGUAUCGCCGUAUUAUUACUUUUGGUGGCUAUUGCUAACGCCAAGUCAAUUCAUGAGGGUGGAAAGAAGAGGAACCCACAAGGUUGUCUUAACGGCUGUCCCGCAAGUUGCGCACCAGCCUGCUUACCAAUCUGCUGUGCUCCACCUCCACCACCACCACCUCCUCCACCACCGCCACCACCUCCGCCACCACCACCACCCCCACCACCGCCACCACCACCACCACCACCACCGCCACCACCGCCACCACCACCACCACCACCACCACCACCUCCACCACCGCCACCACCACCACCACCAGCAGAAAUAUUAUAUGGACCUCCUGGAUUAGAAGGACCACCAGGGGGGCAAGGACCUUAUGGCCCCAGAGGGCAGCCAGGACCACCAGGACCACCUGGACCACCAGGACCAAACGGACCACCAGGACCUCCUGGGUCUCCAGCUUGUCCACCACUCUGUGCGAAGUCUUGUCCUGCCUAUUGCCCAGUAAACUGUUGUCCAGCACCUGGAAAGAAAUCUGCAAAUAAAUCAUUAGCAAGAAGAAGUCCACAAACUUGUGGCCAAGAGUGCCCAGCUACUUGUGCACCAGCUUGUCUACCAAUUUGCUGUGUCCCACCACCUCCACCACCUCCACCACCACCACCUCCACCUCCACCUCCACCACCACCUCCACCACCACCACCACCACCACCACCACCUCCACCACCUCCACCACCGCCGCCACCUCCUCCGCCACCACCUCCACCACCACCUCCACCACCACCACCUCCACCUCCACCUCCACCACCACCUCCACCACCCCCACCACCUCCACCACCUCCACCACCACCACCACCUCCACCACCACCACCACCCCCACCACCUCCACCACCACCACCACCACCAAUUGCUAUCCCAGGAAAUCCAGGACCACCAGGACGUCCAGGACCACCAGGAGGACCAGGACCAGCUGGACCACCAGGACCACCAGGACCCCCAGGACCACCUGGAGCACCUGGACCCGGUGGACCACCUGGAGCACCUGCCCCGCCACCCCCACCAUGUCCUCCACUUUGCCCAGUAACUUGUGUGCCAACGUGCCCACAAUACUGUUGCCCAGCAAGAAAGAAGUAAAUUUACUGAUAAAAAAUAUUGGUGUGGUGUCGUAAAAGAUGCUGUUAAACCAAGAUAAAAAGGAAGAUUGGAGAAGAUUUAUAAUUAACUGACCAUCUGUUUUAUUAACUACUAUGUAGCUUUUUCUUAUCUGCGAUAACGUAGAGCUGUUAAAUGAAAUAUUUUUGGUAGUAAAAGUAAA